Messenger RNA from Histoplasma mississippiense, 1068 nucleotides. Its product is annotated as oxidoreductase 2-nitropropane dioxygenase family. Lineage: Eukaryota; Fungi; Ascomycota; Eurotiomycetes; Onygenales; Ajellomycetaceae. Bases 1 to 1068 code for a protein of 355 amino acids. The record is from RefSeq and is a predicted model, not a curated record. The transcript is spliced from 4 exons. Gene Ontology annotation, molecular function: nitronate monooxygenase activity.
AUGGCUUCGCCUCAACAACUUCGCACCACGGCAACUGAUCUUCUGGGGAUCAAGCAUCCAGUCCUCUUGGCUGGUAUGAACGUUGCUGCCGGUCCCAAACUCGCUGCCGCAGUCACAAAUGCCGGAGGUCUCGGUGUCAUCGGAGGAGUUGGCUACACUCCGGAUAUGUUGCGAGAGCAGAUUGCUGAGCUGAAGAGAUAUUUGAAUGAUAAGAAUGCUCCUUUCGGUGUUGAUCUAUUGCUUCCUCAGGUUGGAGGAAAUGCGCGAAAGACCAACUACGAUUACACCAAGGGCAAGCUCGGCGAGCUGAUCGAUAUCAUCAUCGAGAGUGGAGCGCGCCUCUUUGUCUGCGCUAUCGGUGUCCCACCCAAGGCUGUCGUCGAGAAGCUCCAUGCCAAUGGAGUUCUCUACAUGAACAUGAUCGGCCACCCCAAGCACGUCCAGAAAGCCAUCGACAUCGGCGCAGAUUUGAUAUGCGCUCAAGGUGGCGAGGGCGGUGGACAUACGGGAGAUGUCCCUACCUCCAUCCUUAUCCCCACCGUUGCCAAGCUCUGCGCACAACACAUUAGCCCCUUCACCAAACAACCAGUCCAGUGCAUUGCCGCCGGAGGCAUCUUCAGCGGCCAAUCUGUGGCCUCAGCUCUGAUGCUUGGCGCUUCUGCCGUCUGGGUUGGUACCCGUUUCAUCCUUGCAGAUGAGGCCGGUGCCCCCGAAUCUCACCAAGAGGCUGUCCGCACCUCCGGCUUUGAUGAUAAUAUCCGCACCGUCAUUUUCACUGGACGACCCUUGCGCGUUCGCAACAACGCCUAUAUCCAGAACUGGGAAGAAAACCGCGCCGAAGAAAUUAAGGAGCUCACUAGCAAGGGUAUUAUCCCCGUUGAGCAUGACUUUGAAAACCUCCCCGACGACACCGAUGACGACAUGAUUGAGAACGCCCGUCCGUUCCUCAUGGGUAAGGUUGCUGCCGUCGUUAACGAGAAGAAACCUGCCAAGGCUAUUGUUGAUGAGCUUGUUGGGGAUGCUGUGAAAUGGCUGCAGAAGGGAAACAAGAUGAUUGCUAAGUUGUAG